Molecule: messenger RNA, 1020 nt
Organism: Rhipicephalus sanguineus (brown dog tick)
Lineage: Eukaryota; Metazoa; Arthropoda; Arachnida; Ixodida; Ixodidae
Exons: 3
Coding region: 1-1020 (339 amino acids)
Source: RefSeq, a predicted model, not a curated record
AUGGCCAAAGCCACCCAAAACUUCGCCCAAGCUUACUCGACGACCACGACGGAGGAAUUGUUUUUGUCCGUAGACAUACGGGUCCUCAUCGCAGCUAAGAAGACUGAACUUGCCAGCGAACUCAAGCUAGGCCGCAUCCCUGACACGGGUGGAAAAGAAGAGCUUGUCAGGAGACUUAUCGCGGACAACGAACGGCGACGAGUCAGCCGCUUGCAGAAGCCGCCAACGACGCAAGGAAAUAUUAGCAACGAAGAGCUGCCCGUGUGCCGUUCGCGGGCCAGACAAGGGGCCGCAAGCCCGGGCUCGUUCACGGACGGCGGCGUAACCGCUGACCUGUCCCGGACAGCCGGCCAGCUAGACGACCGGGUCAUGAAGACAGCCGCUCGCCGAGGCUGGCACUCCGGCGGGCCUCCACGCUCCACAGGACUGGGGCAAGACCCAGACUGCCCGGACCAUCGGCUGUCUUCUCCGUCGUCUUGGCCACCGUUCUCUUACGAGGGGUUCACACUCGACUUUCCUACAAAAGGCUACCGCCUUCACAGACAGUCCGAGGCAGCGCCCUUUGCGGAGAAGAUAGACUUCGUGCCUGUACCAGGACACGCGGAAGGCGUGGCAGCCAUGCACACCACUCUGUCGUCAGCAGUCAUGCAGUCCCUCAGCGACUUCACGGGAACGAACCACCAACGGAAGCAGCUAGAGGCCGUGCUGACACCGUUUUCAGGAAUGUUUACGGAACAUCCUGGGAAGACCGACGUUCUAGUGCAUCGCAUCAACACCGACGACGCCCGGCCAUGGCGUUGCAACCUGAGACCGCUGAGCCAGCACAAGCGAGCCGUUCUCGAUAAAGCCCUGGACGAAAUGAUCGACAUAGGAGCCGUACGACCCUCGGACAGUCCGUGGGCCUUCCCUGUGGUAUUGGCCCCAAAGAAAGAUGGAACGGCACGUCUUUGUGUGGACUACCACAGGCUCAACGCAGUCAUGGUGAGACAUUCCUACCCUUUGCCAGCAAUAUCGGCAUAA